This is a messenger RNA of Paramisgurnus dabryanus, 4189 nucleotides long. RefSeq lists its product as uncharacterized. The record is from RefSeq and is a predicted model, not a curated record. Gene Ontology annotation, cellular component: PRC1 complex; nucleus. Lineage: Eukaryota; Metazoa; Chordata; Actinopteri; Cypriniformes; Cobitidae. Gene Ontology annotation, biological process: negative regulation of DNA-templated transcription. Gene Ontology annotation, molecular function: histone binding; chromatin binding.
UCAUUUUGUGCAUUUCGAUGUUACGGCGAUUUAUCACCACGCGCGUUUCCCGUGUCACCGUUUUGCUUGAUAAAUAGCUUACUGUAUAUCGCACGAGCGCCGUCAUUUAGGGAAGUGCGGGUCUGUGGAGACGGACUUGCUGUCACUGCACGAACACACGCCCAUUUUCAAUGAACCGAUCAAAAUAAUGACUCAGGGAAUAAACAUUAGACGUGCCGGACGAUGCAAAAUACGCCGUGGUAUUGAAACCAAGCGCAGUGGGCUUUUGUGGGAUGUGGAUAUUUCGAAUGAGAUUUCAACCCCUCCGGUACAGGCCGUCGAAAUGUUAUGACAAAUACAGACGUGUUGUUGGGUGUUUUUCCAGAAAUGAACGUCUCUCGAGCCUCGACGGCGGCUCGCGCAUAAACAUUGAAAACGCGCGUGGCAUUCUGGCACCUGUGUGUGCGGAUUCUCCGCGGUGCGCGGCGCUUCCUGCCUCUUGUGUCCUGAUUUCUGGGGAACAAUGGACAAGGAGUCCCAAACUAAAGCAGAACCUCCAAAGAGCGCAGUCAACACCACAACCACAACAGCGGUGAACACUUCCCAUCAGGCCAAUGGUGCCCCCAAAACCCCCCCUGCUCUCACAACUGUGACCACCUUCCACAAUCAACCCCCCUCCACCGACAGAAAAGUGGUUCAGGUCAAUCUGUCUGGGGACCGACUGGCUCCUUCUUUCUCACCAAGUGAGAGAGCCAGCCAAGCUUCAUCUUCCCAGCAGACCCCAAAAACGGUUUCUCUGCCCAACACACCCGGAUCGACGCCCCUUAUCAGAGGAAGCCCAAGCACGGCUACAGCCAUUCGUAAGAUCUCCCCUCAAGCUCUGCUUUUGGGAAAGAGCCCGGGUACGAGCCAGGCCCAGAUGCUGCUGAGGGCUCAGAUGUUGAUUUUAACGUCUGCUGUACGGCCCGAUGUACCUGCACUCUCCUCUGCCUCUUCCUCAUACUCCUCUUCCUCCACUCCUUCCUCUUCCUCACCUCGAUUUCCCUCAACGCAGCUCCAGAGUUUGACUCUUCGUCCACCUCCACCUGGCACCCUCACCAUCCCUCCAAACCUACCGCUGAAGCCAACAACUUCAAGUCAACCCCCUCCGCUUUCUUGUCGAUUACCAACUUUCCAUCUGAGACCCAGCAAGCCGGCAAACGCUCCGGGGAAUGAGGGACCUGCUAAGACAGAAGCCUCAACAUCACCGACGACUCAGACAAAAGCACCACAUGUGCGUCAUCUCACGGUUCCACCUCCCUCUCUGUAUGCACCUGCACAGGCCCAUGCCUUAGCCAAACAGAAGCUGAACAGCAGCAGUCUCAAAAGACCCCACAGUCAGAUCAGCAUCCCCCAGCACCCUUUCAAUCAAAGACACACCCCGCCAAACUCUCCACCCUCCACACCAAAGAAGCCACUUCCAGAAUUAAAGCGCUGCCCAUCCACCCAGUCGUCCCAAAGUCCGUCUGGUUGUUCUGUACCCAUCACGGUUCCCUCUCCCGUAAGAUCCCAUCUCACACCCCCAACUCUGACUUUACCCUUGAGGUCUCCAUCAGCCGGUGGAUCUCUACUGGCUACAAAACAGCUGCUGAGGAUCGCUUUGUCCUCUGCAUCUGCCAAGUGCACCAAUGGCCAGUCAAAGGCAGCCACUGUGUCUCCAUCCCAUGAUCCCCACCAAUUAAAGCCACAUCUCUCACCUGUUCUUGCUAAACCAGAGUGCCCCAACCAGCCAAUACGGACUCCAAACCCCUGCCCGCAACUGGUGCAGCUGUCACCGUCCAGACAAACAACAGCAGCCACACCUCUGGUCACCACCCCUCCGCUGGCAUCUCCACAAAGGGCAUCGCCACCUUCUCCUGUGCUGCCUCUGGUGUCCACCAGCAGCAUUCUCGCACCUCCACAGUCCCCGCUGACCGCGCAGAGUCCCACACGAGCAGCCGAGACAUCAAAAGAGCAGAAAGACAGGAAGGCCGAGCGGAAGGAGAGCGAAGGAUCAGAACAGACUCGUGAUCUUAAAUGUCCGACACUCCAGAAGAAAAAUGCAGGACAAAACCAAAUCACCCAGACUGCCACAGUGGAUCAGCAGUCCAGCGAAGUUUUUGAGAAGUCAAUGGUCUUUAAUAAGACGACAGUCUGCACAGACGAUUUGAGAACUGACGGCCAGAUAAAGACAUCACAGAAGAGUGAGACACGCUUACCUUCAGCUCCAUCAUGGCAGGGUGAGAAAGACGACCAGUGUGAAGAAACAUCAACACAGUCCGACAAUCACUCAGCAAUCUCCAGCCUCUCUUCAGACAUGUCACCCAUCCAGACGUCCAUCACUCAGCCACUAGACAUGUCCCCCGUCGAUAGUUGCUUUCCCCCAAAAUUUCACCCAGUAUUGGAAAGGCAACUGGUUCAACCUCCAACAUUCAGCCAGACAAAGCCCACAGAGGUUCAGCAGACAUCAGGAGCGCCCAAACCUGUGGUCCUGACACACCUUGUGGAAGGUUUCAUUAUACAGGAGGGACUGGAACCAUUUCCGGUGAGUAAAUCAUCUCUGAUGGUGGGUCCCAUUCGAGAGCCCGGGCUAAAUGGGGUGAGAGAAGCAGAACUUAUCCCAUCCAGUUCAGAACCGCCCGACGACACCACAGACUCGGAUGAUGAGGAUAUGGUUACAAACAAUAGUGUUGGAGGGACUCGCAAGCUUGUUCUGCAGUGCCAGUUUUGCAAGAGGAAAGGCACUGCCCAAACUUUCCCACGGUCAAAACGUUUCUGCUCCAAAUCGUGUGCCAAGAGGUUCAGUUACACCAAACGUUUCCGCGCACUCAGGCGCUGUGUAAGUGAGGGUGGGCACCGGACUGAACUCAAUGGUGCUGGGGACAAUAGCGAAGGAAAUUUCCACCAGAUGAGACAUGCGACCACAGAGCAGUGGAGAAUCCUUCAACAGCCUCCACAUGAAGGCGAAGAUGGGACAGCCAUUCCUAUGAAGACGAGGCUUCGCAGGCACACGGAACAGGAACGCGAGCGAGAGAUAAGAGCCAGACCAAUGGUGGAACUGACAAGAAGUGCUCCUACUUCACCCAUAGACCCUGUGUCACCUAUCGAUGUCUCUCCCUAUCCCAAACCAUCUCAGUGGUCUGUGGAUCAAGUGUCAAGCUUUAUAUCCAACUUACCAGGGUGUCAAGACAUUGCAGAAUCGUUCCGGGCCCAAGAGAUAGACGGCCAGGCCCUGCUUCUAUUGACCGAAGACCAUCUGAUGAGCGCCAUGAACGUGAAACUCGGGCCCGCUCUCAAAAUAUGCGCCCGCAUAAACUCCCUGAAAGAAGGCGGAAGAUAAAAUGAAACAGAUAGAAAAAGAAGAGGUAUAUCUUUGUGGACCAUAAGAGCACUUGCCAAUAGAAUAGAGCCAUUUCGUGCACUUUAAUCUUCAGAGAUUUAUGCGAUAAUUUCAAUGUUAUGAGAAAGCUUACAUGUAUUUGCUUGAACUAAACUAGCAAAAUCUUACAGUACUUGUAAACUUAGCCUCUGUCUGAAAGCAUGGUAGCAAUAUAAUGGUCUCAGUCUGUGAGCGAUUUAUAGGUUGUUUAUUUAAUCGGAAACUGUUAGUCUCCUUUUUUUGUAUGGGUAAUUAUGAUCAGGGUCACUGAUUUUAUAUUUUUGACUAAAAGCAAAGGAGAUCACUUUCUCGCUCAGCGCGGAGAGGCUCGACAAAUACGGAAGUGCUGUUAUUGUGUGCAUGUCCCAUUGUAUAUAUUUUCCUAUUGUAUUCCAUAUGUAUACAUGUAUAACAAUGCAGUGUUCUGUGUGUAUAAAUUAAAAAAAGAAAAUGUUUUGUGAAGGAUUUGUAAUAUUUAAUAUAUUUGUCUUCUAAGGCUCUAGAACGUACAAACGCGAAUCGUUUUUAAACAUUUUUAAAGGACAUUUGAGAUACUGAGAUAAAUUUUGUGAAAUCUUCGCAGUGGUACUGUGUAAAUCAAACAGCAGAAGACAAAAUGAAGGUACCUGAAGGCAAUCAAGGCAGUGAAAAGGUGCCUUUUUUCUGAGACCCUAUUAAACUACUGUAGGCAUUUUGCUGAGGCAAACCAUGUACUAGAUAGUGUCAUCAUUAAAGUGUUGUUUCUCAUUGUUACAUUACUUUUCUUGUGCCACUUUGAUUAUUUAAUUAAACCGACUACAUUUUGUUACAGAA